Salvia miltiorrhiza (redroot sage) is the source of this 3120-nucleotide messenger RNA. Its product is annotated as receptor protein-tyrosine kinase CEPR1-like. The record is from RefSeq and is a predicted model, not a curated record. Lineage: Eukaryota; Viridiplantae; Streptophyta; Magnoliopsida; Lamiales; Lamiaceae. The transcript is spliced from 2 exons. Gene Ontology annotation, biological process: protein phosphorylation. The coding region runs from base 8 to 2875 and encodes 955 amino acids. Gene Ontology annotation, molecular function: receptor serine/threonine kinase binding; ATP binding; protein kinase activity.
UCUCUCCAUGGCUCCCAAACACCACCUCCUCCUUCUCCUCCUCAUCCUCUCAACCUACACCUCUUUCCAAACAAACCCCAAUAACCAAACCUAUUUCUUCCAUCUCAUCAACAACUACGCCUCGGGGAACUCUCUCUCCAACUGGGAUUACACCAAUGGGAAGACCUACUGCUACUACGCCGGCGUCACCUGCGACGACGAGCAAAACAUAGUCGGAAUCGACAUCUCCGGCUGGUCACUGUCCGGGACAUUUCCCCCCCAAGUAUGCUCUUAUCUUCCAAAGCUCCGCCUUCUCCGCCUCGGCCAUAACAACUUCCAUGGCGAGCUCCCUCUCAUCGCCAACUGCUCCUUCUUGGAAGAGCUCAACGCCAGCUCGCUGUAUCUCACAGGACAUCUGCCCGACUUCACGCCGUUGAGCUCGUUGAGGGUGCUUGAUCUCUCCUACAACCUCUUCUCAGGCGAUUUCCCUCUCUCACUCACCAACCUCACCAAUCUUGAGGUGCUCAACUUCAACGAGAACCCUCUCUUCAACUUGUGGGAGCUGCCGGAGACCAUAGCUAAGCUGAUAAAGCUCAAGUCCUUGAUUCUGUCCACGUGCAUGCUGCGUGGGAAGAUCCCGACCUCAGUUUGGAACAUCACUCCCCUCAUUGAUCUCGAGUUGAGCGGGAACUAUCUAGCCGGCCGCCUUCCAAAAGAAGUCGGCCUGCUCCAGAAUCUGCAGCACCUCGAGCUCUACUACAACGAGCUGGAAGGGGAGAUUCCGGUGGAGAUUGGGAAUCUCACGCAGCUCGUCGAUUUAGACAUGUCCGUUAACAAGCUGAGCGGCAGGAUUCCGGCUUCCGUUUGUCGCCUUCCAAAACUAAGAGUGUUCCAGCUCUACAACAACAGUCUUGUAGGAGAAAUCCCAUCUGAUAUUGCGAAUUCGACGAGCUUAAACACGCUGUCUCUGUACGAGAAUCUCCUCAGCGGAGAAGUCCCGAGAGAUCUCGGGAGAUCAUCGGCCAUGGUUGCGUUGGACUUGGCGGAGAAUGAGCUCUCCGGGAGGCUGCCGGAGGGGCUGUGCAGUGGGGGAAAAUUGAACUACCUCCUGGUGCUGCAGAACAAAUUCACGGGAGAAAUCCCCAAGAGUUAUGCAGAAUGCAAGUCCAUUGUAAGAUUUCGAGUUAGUAAUAACAAUCUAGGAGGCGAGAUACCACAAGGGGUAUUCUCACUGCCUCUUGCAUGGAUCAUUGAUUUGGGAUAUAAUAAUUUCGUGGGUUCCAUAUCACCAAGUAUUGGAAAUGCUAAAAAUUUGUCGCAGCUCUUCUUGCAAGGGAAUAGGAUUUCAGGUUCCAUCCCCGCAGAGAUCUCUCUCGCAACAAGCCUUGUCAAGAUCGAUCUCAGCAACAAUCUUCUCUCCGACGCCAUUCCUUCUCAGAUUGGGAGCUUGAGACGCCUCAACAUUUUGAUGCUACACGGCAACAAGCUCAAUUCUUCCAUACCGGAAUCCCUAUCUUCCUUGAAGUCUCUCAACGCUCUUGAUCUCUCACAGAAUUGCCUCACUGGUGAAAUCCCAGAAAGCAUGAGCAAAUUAUUGCCUGCUUCCUUGAACUUUUCCAACAACCAUCUCUCCGGUGUGAUACCAAUCCCAUUCACAAAGGGAGGUAUGUUGGAGAGCUUUGUUGGCAAUCCAAACCUCUGUCUACCUGCAGAAAUCCAUUCAUCAUCACCCCAGAAUUUCUCCAUAUGCUCCCAAAGAUUAAUCCAUAGCAAGAAAAACACAAAAUGUGUUUGGUUAACAGCUAUUUUGUUUAUGUUAGCAAUCGCGCUUCUUGGGAUGGUCCUAGUUUUAAAGAGAUGGUAUGGGAAAGAGAGAAAGGUUGUGGAAACUGAGGAUCACACAUUGUCAUCAUCAUGCUUCUCAUACGACAUGAAAAGCUUCCACCGUUUGAGCUUCGAUCAACGAGAGAUCACGGACGCCAUGGUGGAGAAGAACAUCGUGGGAUACGGGGGCUCAGGCACGGUGUACAAGAUCGAGCUGAGCAGUGGAGAAGUUGUGGCGGCGAAGAAGCUGUGGAGCCGGAAAGCUUCGGAGGAGCAGGUGGUUAUGGAGAAGGAGCUUGUAACAGAAGUGGAGACUCUGGGAAGCAUAAGGCACAAGAACAUCAUGAAGCUGUAUAGCUACUUGUCGAGCCUCGACUGCAGCUUGCUGGUGUAUGAAUACAUGCCCAAUGGGAAUCUGUGGGAUGCCAUACACAGAGGGAAAGUGGUGUUGGAUUGGCCUAUUCGACACCAGAUCGCGGUCGGGGUCGCCCAGGGAUUGGCCUACCUACACCACCAUCUCAUGCCUCCCAUCAUUCAUAGAGACAUCAAGUCCACUAAUAUACUCUUGGAUGUCAAUUAUGAAGCCAAACUUGCUGAUUUCGGAAUUGCAAAGAUCCUUCAAGCAAGAGGCUCUAAGGAUUCUACCACGACUGUUAUUGCAGGAACUUAUGGUUACUUAGCACCAGAAUACGCGUAUUCUUCAAGGGCGACUACCAAGUGUGAUGUGUACAGCUUCGGAGUGGUGCUACUUGAGCUGGUGACGGGGAAAAAGCCGGUGGAGGCGGUGUUUGGUGAGGGCAAAAACAUUGUGUCUUGGGCGAGUGGGAAGGCGGAGGGGGGUAGAGAUGUGGUGGAUAAGCGAGUGUCGGGGUUGUACGAGGAUGACAUGCUCAAAGUCCUCACCAUCGCCCUGCGUUGCACGUGCGGAGCUCCGGCGCUGCGCCCCACCAUGAACGAAGUCGCGCAGCACCUCAUUGAGGCAGACCCUUGCAAAUUCAACUGCUGCAAGUUUUCCAAAGAUGUUCAAGGAAUAUUGCCAGACCCUACUAAACCUAAAGACCUCAUAUUUUAAAUUUGCCUUUUCUUUAAUUUGUUAUUUUUGUUUUGGAUCACUACAAAAAAUAUAUAUGUCACUAUUCUCUCUUUACAGUCACCCCCACAUAUGCACCCAUUUUCCCCUAUCUUGUUUGCAUAUUCAUGAGAAUUUAGGCCACGUAUAUUUGUUGCUUUAUUUCUGGCAAGGUCUGUGACAUCCAUGCAUAUUCUUGUAUUGACCCAAAAAAGGAAAUAAUUAUCCUCUCUAUAUUUAUACUUCAA